Messenger RNA from Arachis duranensis, 4249 nucleotides. RefSeq names its product nuclear pore complex protein NUP133. Bases 83 to 4084 code for a protein of 1333 amino acids. Gene Ontology annotation, cellular component: nuclear pore outer ring. The transcript is spliced from 8 exons. Gene Ontology annotation, biological process: protein import into nucleus; transcription-dependent tethering of RNA polymerase II gene DNA at nuclear periphery; poly(A)+ mRNA export from nucleus. The record is from RefSeq and is a predicted model, not a curated record. Lineage: Eukaryota; Viridiplantae; Streptophyta; Magnoliopsida; Fabales; Fabaceae. Gene Ontology annotation, molecular function: protein binding; structural constituent of nuclear pore.
GAGUCUGUGACUGUAAGUGUGGAAGUAAGCCUAAACCUCCCACUCCGCUCAUAAACCCUAACACGUGGCGCAUCCUUAACGAAUGUUUUCCUCAGCACCCAAGAAAAAGAACACCAAUGCUACUCCACUCCGAGAUCACGGUGGUGCUGCUGCCGCCGCCGCCGCCGCCGCCAACCUCUUCCAUUCUCCGGCGACACCUCAGUCUCGACAAAGAAGCUCCUUCAUCUUCAACGAAAACGCCGUCCCUAACCGCCCUUCUACCGGCACUCCCGCUCCCUGGGCUCCUCGUUUAUCCGUCCUCGCCAGGGUUCCUCAAGUUGAUAGAAGUGGAAAAGGUGAUGACACAGAUCCAAUUAAGCCGGUUUUCGUUGCGGAGUUUCCUCAAUUGGUUCGCGAUGAGCAAGCUACCUUGCUUCACAAACGAGUUUCUGUUGAAGGUUUAGGGUCUGGUGGGAUCGACAAAGACACUUCCCUUGCUUGGAUUACUUGUGGGAAUAGGGUCUUCAUUUGGAGUUACUUGUCGCCGGCAUCGGGGAUGAGAUGUGUUGUUCUUGAGAUUCCCUCGAAAGUUUUGGAAGACGGCGACACUGGCAAAAGUGAUGCUGGGAGCUGGUUGCUUUGUGUUGUUAAUUGUGAUGACACGUCUAAGGGGACGAAUAAAGUCCCUAAGCAUUGCAGUUCUGCUGCUGUUAUUAUGUGUAAUUGGAAAACUCGGGCUGUUAUUUACUGGCCUGAUAUAUAUUCUGAAUCACACAAUCCUCCAGUCACUAGCGUUGCAUCCUCUGAUGAGUUGGAGACUGUUUUGACUCCUGAUAGGAGAAGUUCCUUUGGCAAGCACCGGCGACAAAGUAAGGUGGGUGGUAGCUUGAAUGGAUUGCACACUUUCAACUCUUUGAUUGCUUCUGUGGUUCCUGGUUGUAAGUUUGUGUGUGUUGCUCUUGCAUGUAGCUCAAAUGGUGAGCUUUGGCAGUUUCACUGUGGUCCAGAUGGCAUUCGUCGAAGGAAAGUAUAUGAAAAUGUUACGCGUUCGCCUCAGCAAGGAGGUGAAUCAGGUCAAAAUGUGAGCAACAAAUGGUAUCCAAGGUCAUUGACAUGGCGUUUUCCACAUCAUUCUCCUAAGGAAUCAAAUCGGCAAUUCUUCCUAUUGACAGACCAUGAGAUACAGUGUUUUAAGGUAGAACUCAGUUCUGAUAUGCAUGUUUCAAAGCUUUGGUCCCAGGAAAUUGUUGGAACAGAUGCUGAAGUUGGCAUUAAGAAAGAUCUUGCUGGUCAAAAGAAAAUCUGGCCUCUUGAUGUGCAGGUGGAUGAUCAUGGAAAAGUGAUCACCAUUCUUGUUGUAACCUUAUGUAAUGACCGGAUUAGCAGUUCAAGCUACAUGCAGUAUUCUAUUCUAACCCUGCAAUAUAAAUCUGGCUUGGAUUCUGAGACUACAAAUGACAGGAUUUUGGAGAAAAAGUCUCCAAUGGAGGUGAUAAUCCCAAAAGCUAGAUAUGAAGAUGAAGAUUUCUUGUUUUCCAUGAGGCUUAGAGUUGGAGGCAAGCCUUCGGGGUCUACGGUCGUAAUAUCUGGGGAUGGAACAGCAACAGUUUCCCAUUAUCAUAGAAACUUAACUCGCCUCUACAAAUUUGAUUUACCCUAUGAUGCUGGAAAGGUACUAGAUGCCUCAGUUCUUCCUUCUGCAGAUGAUUAUGAAGAAGGUGCCUGGGUUGUAUUAACAGAGAAAGCAGGAAUAUGGGCAAUACCAGAGAAGGCUGUCAUACUUGGUGGAGUAGAACCACCUGAGCGGAGCCUAUCACGGAAGGGCAGUUCAAAUGAAAGAUCUGCCCAAGAAGAGAUAAGAAAUCUUACAGUUGCAGGUAAUUUUGCUCCCAGAAGGGCUAGCUCUGAAGCAUGGGGUACUGGAGACAGACAGAGGGCUGUUUUAAGUGGGGUUGCACGUCGAACUGCACAAGAUGAAGAAUCAGAAGCUUUACUAAAUCUUCUUUUCAAUGAUUUUUUAUCAUCUGGCCAAGUUGACAGGGCACUUGAAAAGCUGGAAACUUCUGGUUCAUUUCAAAGGGAUGGAGAAACAAAUGUUUUUGUGCGGACUAGCAAAUCAAUCAUUGACACCUUAGCUAAACACUGGACAACAACCAGAGGAGCUGAGAUUUUGGCUAUGGCAGUUGUUUCCACCCAACUCUUGGAAAAGCAGCAGAAACAUCAAAAGUUCCUUCAGUUUCUUGCAUUAUCUAAGUGCCAUGAGGAGCUGUGUUCUAGACAGAGACACGCAUUGCAAAUUAUAUUGGAACAUGGUGAAAAGCUAUCUGCAAUGAUUCAGCUUAGGGAACUGCAAAAUAUGAUUAGCCAGAAUCGUUCAGCUAGUGUUAACUCCUUGGGUUCUAGUUCGGAUAUACAGAUGUCAGGUGCUCUUUGGGACCUGAUACAAUUGGUUGGUGAGAGAGCUCGGCGUAAUACUGUCCUUCUGAUGGAUAGAGAUAAUGCUGAAGUAUUCUACAGUAAGGUUUCAGAUCUUGAAGAUUUCUUUUACUGCUUAGAUGCAGAAAUAGAAUAUGUUAUAAGACCAGAACACCCGUUUGAAAUCCAGUUUCAGAGGGCGUGUGAACUCACAAAUGCAUGUGUUACCAUAAUUACGACAUGCUUAAACUAUAAGAAUGAGAAUCAUCUAUGGUAUCCACCUCCUGAAGGUUUAACACCUUGGUAUUGUCAACCUGUUGUACGUAAGGGUAUUUGGAGUGGUGCUUCUGUUCUGCUUCGGUUGUUAAGUGAAAUAUCUGGGUUUGAUAAAUCAUCAAAAUUAGAUUUGUAUAGUCAUUUAGAAGCUCUAGCUGAAGUGCUACUUGAGGCAUAUUCAGGUGCUGUUACAGCUAAAAUUGAGUGUGGAGAAGAACAUAAAGGUCUAUUAAAUGAAUAUUGGGAGAGGCGGGAUGCGCUUCUUGAAUCUCUUUAUCAACAGGUUAAAGAAUUUGAGGCUACCUAUAAGGAUUCAAUUGAAGGAUCCGAAGGGAUGACUGGAGAUGCAAUUUUGAAGAUUAUGUCACAUCUGCUAUCAAUUGCUAAACGUCAUGGAUGCUACAAAGUUAUGUGGACAAUAUGCUGUGAUGUAAAUGAUUCAGAAUUGCUGAGAAAUAUUAUGCAUGAGAGCUUGGGUCCUGAUGGGGGUUUUAGUUACUAUGUCUUUAAGAAACUUCAUGAAAGCAGACAAUUCUCUGAGCUCUUGAGGCUUGGUGAAGAAUUUCCAGAGGAGCUGUCUGUUUUCUUAAAAGAGCAUCCAGAUCUUCUUUGGCUUCAUGAUUUGUUCCUUCAUCAAUAUUCGUCUGCUUCAGAAACACUUCAUGAAUUGGCUCUAGCACAAAAUGUUCAAUCUACCUCGGUUGCUGAAGAAGGAGAACAAGAGUAUUCGAAGUUGAAUCUAAAACUAAGUGACAGAAAGAAUCUUUUAUAUCUCUCAAAGAUAGCUGCCUUUGCAGCUGGUACAGAUGCUGGUACUCAAGUGAAGGUGGGCCGCAUUGAGGCUGAUUUGAAGAUCCUAAAAUUACAGGAGCAAGUAAUGGAAGGACUCCCUUCGAUUAAAGAUAAGCAACUUGUUGAACACCAGCUGCUUCAUCCAGAAGACUUGAUUAAGUUGUGCCUGGAAGGCGAAGGGCGAGAAUUCUCGCUGUGGGCCUUUGAUGUGUUUGCGUGGACCAGUGCCUCAUUUCGCAAGGUAUACAGAAGGCUUUUGGAAGAUUGCUGGAGAAAAGCUGCUAGUCAAGAUGAUUGGAGUAAACUCCAUGAUUCAUACAUAGUUGAAGGAUGGAGUGAUGAGGAAACCCUGCAGAACUUGAAGAGUACCAUACUGUUCCAGGCUUCAAGCAGGUGUUAUGGACCUGGAGCUGUAACUUUCGAAGAAGGUUUCGACCAAGUAUUGCCCUUGCGACAAGAAAAUAUGGAGACUCCUGGGGAUACAAGUUCUUCAGUUGAAGCAAUAUUAAUGCAACACAAGGAUUUCCCCGUCGCAGGCAAGCUUAUGCUAAUGGCAAUCAUGUUGGGUUGUGAGGAAGGUGGUGAUACCACAUACGAAGAAGGGCCUUCCCCUAUGGAAUAGUGUAUUACAAUCUAGUGUAGGUAGCAUGACAUGUGAAAUGCAGCUUUUAUUUCGUUCCCCUUUAACCAUUACAUUGCAUUUCACAUUCACACUGGCUGAUAACGAUAAUGGUUCUCAUACGAGUCGUGAGCCCAAUAUUAAAAGAGAAAUGUUACUUUUACUUCA